UAACAAUUAUAUAAACUAGCGUUUUCCCCUCGUUUUUUUUCAGUCAAAAAUUCAUCGAUUCAAAAAAGUAUUAAUUAAACAAUCAAAAAAAUCAAAUCACUAACAAUGUCUGAUCAACCAAGCAAAACUAAUGCUAACGUCAACUAUUACACUGGUUCUGCUAAAGAACAAGUUGGUAACUUAACUGGCAACGAAAGACUUCAAACUGAAGGUAAAAUAGCACAAGACCGUAGUAAUGCCGAAUAUGAUGCAGCCGACAAAGCCCCUUCGAAAAUUACCGGAAAUUAUAAUGCUGCGGUCGGAGCUGUAAAAGAAAUGGUUGGAUCUACUCUUGGUUAUACUGAACUUGAAAAAUCUGGCGCCCAACAACGUCUUGAUGGCAAUGCUGAACUUGAAGCAGCUAAAGCUUCUGAAUAUGUAUCAGGCGCUGGUGAUAAAGUCAAAGGCGUCGUUAAGGAAAAUGUUGGUAGUACCAUUGGAGAUGAAAAGAUGGAAGCUCAAGGAUACGCUACUAAAUUAAAGGGAGAAAGUAAAAUGGAGAGGAAUGAGUAAAACCGUUAAAAAUUUUAAUCUAAAAAACAUUUGUAACAUUCAUUAAUAACAUUCAUUAAUAUAUAUAUUUAUUUUUAUUUGUUAUUUCAUUAAUUUUAUAUCGAAACCAGGUAGUCUUUAAUACGUUUUAUUUAAAUAAAAUAUUUUUCACAAAUAAUCAUUAAAUAAAAUUAUUAUUUCGUGCAAACAUUUUUAUAUAAUAUUUGAUUCAUUUCUGUAAACCAAUUUCAAUUUUGUGUACUUUUGUCAAUUAGUACCGUU
Messenger RNA from Rhizophagus irregularis DAOM 181602=DAOM 197198, 813 nucleotides. RefSeq lists its product as uncharacterized. Lineage: Eukaryota; Fungi; Glomeromycota; Glomeromycetes; Glomerales; Glomeraceae. The record is from RefSeq and is a predicted model, not a curated record.